This is a messenger RNA of Dipodomys spectabilis (banner-tailed kangaroo rat), 1895 nucleotides long. Its product is annotated as pre-mRNA-processing factor 17-like. Gene Ontology annotation, molecular function: mRNA binding; protein binding. Gene Ontology annotation, cellular component: catalytic step 2 spliceosome. The record is from RefSeq and is a predicted model, not a curated record. Lineage: Eukaryota; Metazoa; Chordata; Mammalia; Rodentia; Heteromyidae. Gene Ontology annotation, biological process: mRNA splicing, via spliceosome. The transcript has 3 exons. Bases 1 to 1863 code for a protein of 620 amino acids.
AUGGGUGACCCCAACUGUAUCCUUCAAGAUGGACGCAGUCAACCCAGGAUGGAGACUGAGGCAGUCCUGAGAGCACAUGAACAUGAGCAGACCGAGUUAGCAUCAAAUAGUGUGCCAGAAAGUUCUGGUGGCCACACCAAUGUUUACUCUUCCAGAAUCAGUUUAUCCAAGGAUGUCACAGAAACGAGUGUGAACAUCAUCUUGGACUUCUGUGUGAAGAUGGCAACCAGCAGUGGGACAAAAAACUUGGACUUUCCAGCCAAGCCCUGGCUGGCAUUGGCGGUGGACUUAGCUCCCAAGGUGUCAGUCAAGGAAGAUUUGGAGACUGGAGUUUACCUUGACCCUGCCGUGAAAGAAGUUCGGUACAAUCCUACCUAUGAGACUAUGUUUGCUCCCGAAUUUGGACCAGAGAAUCCCUUUAGAACACAGCAAAUGGCUGCCCCUAGAAAUAUGCUAUCUGGAUAUGCUGAGCCAGCUCACAUCAAUGAUUUCAUGUUCGAACAGCAAAGAAGAACUUUUGCUACAUAUGGUUAUGCAUUAGACCCUUCACUGGCUAAUCACCAAGUGUCUGCUAAGUAUAUUGGCUCUGUAGAGAAGGCUGAAAAAAAUCAAGGUUUAACCGUCUUUGAAACUGGCCAGAAGGAAACAGCAAAGAGGAAAAGGUUCAAAGAAAAUGAUGCAUCUAAUAUUGAUGGUUUCUUGGGACCAUGGGCAAAAUACGUGGAUGAAAAAGAUGUAGCUAAACCUUCAGACGAACAGCAACAAGAAUUGGAUGAAAUCACAGCAAAGAGGCAGAAAAAAGGCAAGCAGGAAGAUGAGAAACCUGGGGAAGAGAAAACAAUCCUCCAUGUUAAGAAUAUGUUGGACUAUCAAGGGAGGUCCUACCUUCACAUACCGCAAGAUGUUGGUGUUAAUCUGAGGUCAUCUGUACUGCCUGAAAAGUGUUACCUUCCCAAAAAACAAAUUCAUGUGUGGUCUGGACACACAAAGGGAGUCAGUGCAGUCAGAUUGUUUCCUCUCUCUGGCCAUUUAUUGCUGUCUUGUUCCAUGGACUGUAAAAUUAAGCUCUGGGAAGUUUAUGGAGACCGGCGUUGUCUGCGAACAGCUAUUGGUCACAGCAAAGCUGUGAGAGACAUCUGCUUCAACACUGCAGGAACACAGUUUCUUAGUGCAGCCUACGACAGAUAUCUUAAACUCUGGGACACGGAGACAGGACAAUGUCUAUCAAGGUUUACAAACCAGAAAGUGCCCUACUGUGUCAAAUUCAAUCCCGACGAAGAUAAGCAAAAUCUCUUCGUGGCUGGGAUGUCUGAUAAAAAGAUUGUACAGUGGGACAUUCGAAGUGGAAAAAUUGUCCAAGAAUAUGACCGGCACUUGGGAGCUGUCAAUGCCAUUGUCUUUGUGGAUGAGAAUAGGAGAUUUGUGAGCACAUCUGAUGAUAAGAGCCUUAGGGUUUGGGAGUGGGGUAUCCCUGUAGAUUUCAAGUACAUAGCAGAGCCCAGCAUGCAUUCCAUGCCUGCAGUGACUUUGUCUCCAAAUGGAAAAUGGUUAGCAUGCCAGUCAAUGGACAACCAAAUCUUAAUUUUUGGAGCACAGAACAGAUUCAGGUUAAAUAAGAAAAAAGUUUUUAAGGGCCACAUGGUUGCAGGCUAUGCUUGUCAGAUAGACUUUUCACCAGACAUGAGCUAUGUAAUUUCAGGAGAUGGAAAUGGCAAGUUAAACAUCUGGGACUGGAAGACUACAAAACUGUACAGUCGGUUUAAAGCCCAUGAUGAGGUAUGCAUCGGGGCAGUGUGGCUUCCACAUGAAACUUCCAAAGUCAUCACAUGCGGGUGGGACGGUCUCAUCAAAUUGUGGGAUUAAUGGGAAUAGCCCUUCAAUUACCUAGGAUCGUU